Molecule: messenger RNA, 3884 nt
Organism: Chelonoidis abingdonii (Abingdon island giant tortoise)
Lineage: Eukaryota; Metazoa; Chordata; Testudines; Testudinidae
Gene: AP1S2
Product: adaptor related protein complex 1 subunit sigma 2
Biological process (GO): vesicle-mediated transport; intracellular protein transport
Cellular component (GO): AP-1 adaptor complex; membrane coat
Molecular function (GO): clathrin-cargo adaptor activity
Source: RefSeq, a predicted model, not a curated record
CGCCCAUCUGCGCGCGCGCCAAGAGCUGGAGCCGGAGCCUCCCGGUGGCUCCCCCGCCCGCCGCUGGUGCUGCCUCCUCCUGCGGGCACGAUGCAGUUUAUGCUGCUUUUUAGUCGUCAGGGGAAGCUGAGACUUCAGAAGUGGUAUGUCCCGUUGUCUGACAAAGAGAAGAAGAAAAUCACGAGGGAACUUGUUCAGACAGUUCUGGCCCGUAAACCAAAAAUGUGCAGCUUCCUGGAAUGGAGAGACCUGAAGAUUGUCUACAAAAGAUAUGCAAGCCUUUACUUCUGCUGUGCUAUUGAAGAUCAGGACAAUGAACUGAUAACCCUGGAAAUAAUUCAUCGUUAUGUGGAACUACUUGACAAGUAUUUUGGCAGUGUGUGUGAACUUGAUAUCAUCUUCAAUUUUGAAAAGGCUUAUUUUAUUCUGGAUGAGUUCCUGUUGGGAGGGGAAGUUCAGGAGACCUCCAAGAAAAACGUUCUUAAAGCCAUUGAGCAGGCAGAUCUGCUACAGGAGAGCCAGAAUGAAGACUGGGGAGGUUUGUCUGAGGAUAUCUUAUGAUUAAGAGCAGUCUAAGGCUUUAGCCCUUUUGACCCCCCUCUAAAUUGGAAGCAGAGACCCCACGUAGUGUACUUGAAGAAAUUGGACUCACAUAAAUCUCCUCUGAAGUCUCCUGGUGUUUCACAUACUGUAAAUGUCCACUGCCAUCAUUUUAAUGUUUAGCUAAUGGUGUAAGAUGCUGUUUGUCAGUAUUACUGUUUUGCUAAAUUGCUUCAUUCAGGCCUACAAGAAAAUAUCCCAUUUAAAGUUUAAAAAAAGGGAACAAAAUUGUAAAACCUCCAAAAAGGAUAAAAGAAAGGGAUUUCAAUUCAAGACCUCUCUUUGGUGCAUUUGAGAAAAUCAUAGGUGACGACUUCAGUAAUUAUACUGUUGAAUUAGCAACUGUGACUUAAGGAAACAAAUGAAUCAGCUUCAGUACAUUGUCAUGUUUAACAGAAAGGAAAGUACAUGUGACAACUUUAAAUGUAACAAUGUGGAACUUGGUUUUAUGCAACGAAAGACUUAUUUGUUCAUCUACAUUCUAUGUCAACAUUUGUGAAAAAUCUGUUUUUUCCAGUUAAUACAGAAAGAUUGGGAAUUAACUGUUUACUAUGGAAUUUUUUUCGUUACACCAAAGAACCCUAGUAUGAUCUGUAUAUCAAACUGGUAUGAGCUGUUAAGGUGGCUUCAUUUUUUAGCACCAAAGCUGCAACCAGACCAUUUGAUAGAAAUGGAAGUAUUCAGUACAAAGAUUUUACACACAAGUACAUGAAUUAAUGUAUUUUAAAGGAAAUACAAAUUAUUUUUUACAGCCUGCAUAUUGGAACCAUCCUGUUUUUAACAUCAGUAUUAUUGCUUAACUACUGUAGACUUAUACCUUGAUUAUGUACUUUGCCCUUCUCACUAUUCAGAUGAGUAGAUAAUGUAAAAUAUGCUGGGGUGGCACUUGACAUCAUGGAGAGGAAGGGAUAACCUAAAGGGAAAGUUAAAAAUGUGCAAUUUAAAAUUUAGGGAGAGAAGGUGAGUGUGGUAAUAUCUUUUAUUGGACCAACUUCUGUUGGUGAGAGAGAAGCUUUUGAGCUUGCAACAUGUCAGGUCUGAGAAAUGUACUCUGAGGGUCACAGCUAAAUACCAGGUGAAACAGAUUGUUUAGCAUAAGUAGUUAAGACAUUUCAAGGGACCAUUCAAGGCAAAGUGGCCCAUUAACACCCCUCCAGUCACAGGGGGAAACAGAAUGAGGAGAAGGCACCUGGGGGAGGGUUGUUAAUCCUGGCGGAGCCUUCCCAAAAGUGGGGGGACCAGGGCUCCUGCUGCCCUGUGGCUCUGCCUGAGACCCUGCCCCCUGUCAAGCUGGAUCAGGCUGGGAGCUGUGGACUCUCCACCUGCCUGCAGCUUGGGGACCCCUAGAGCAGCCCAUGGUCUGUGUUCCUGCCCUGCGGGCCCCCUGCCCAGGGUAGGUAAAGGGUGCAUGGCCCCCCAGACUGCCUGCAUGGCUUUUACCUCAACCCAGCUCCAGCCAAGGGAUAGGGCCUCAGAGCUGCAGCCUGGCUGUGGGAAGAGCCAAACAGCCAGUCAGAUGUGAAUGGCUGCGGACCUUUCAUCUGCCUUGGAUGAGGGACCCAGGGCUUCUCUUUGGCCCCCCACCCUGGGCAGGUAGAGAGUCAGUGGUGCAGCACCCCCUGCUGCCCAGGCUCCCCAGCUGGGCUCCAGCUGCUGGCCCUGCCUGAGUGGGGGGCGGGGAGCAGGGCCUUGGACACAAGAGGAGGGGGAGAGCCUGUGGCAAAAAGUGGACAGGACAGGCCCAUCCACUUUCAAAAAGUGGGAGGGCCAUAGCGCCCCCUCAGUUCUAGUGCUGAUGUUUUUAGUGGGUUAUAGAUUGUUGUAAUAAACCAUAAAUCUAGUGACAGUGUGGGUGAAAACUUUUCUCAAAGCAGUCACUCUAUACCUGAACUAUCAGUCCUCGUCCUCAAAAGAAAACUGCACACUUUAAAAAGGUGAGCCUGGGAGCUUAAAUUCAUAACUUUGCUAGACACUAAAAAUCAUGGACUGAACAGACACACUGAAUUUAUGGUUUAUAACAACAAUCUAUAUCUACUAACAAUCCCCCUACCCAAGCUGCCUCUCCACAUAUUUCUUCCUCCCUUAGAACUGGAAGGGUGUUAACGGGCCACUUCACCUUGAAUGGUCCAUUGAAAUGUGUUAACUGCUUAUGCUGUCUGUUCCACAUUGUGUUUAGCUGUGACUUAAGUACAUUUCUCAGACUGGAAGAAGAGCUCCUUGUAAGAUCAAAAGCUUCUCUCUCUCUCACUAACACAGUUUGUCCAAUAAAAGAUAUCACCUCAUCCACCUUGUGUCUCUAAUAUUCUGCGACAGAUAUGGCUACAACACUGCAUAUAACAAUUUAGAAAUUUUUAUUUUGAACUCUAGAAACAAGGCUUUGCAUUUAUUAGUAUUUUAUGGUAUGCUCAAUAGGGGCAUCAGCACCUAUUUAAAAAAUCUUUUAACCUGCUUCAUUGAUAUACUUUAAUGUCCUGUCACUGUACAUGCAGGUGACAUCCAUUGUGAAAUUACUAAGCUUAAGCAAACACAAGUGUUUGUAUUCAGUACCACUAACCUAAUUUAUACUGAGGUCCUAUUGAAAAUUACUGAGUGAGUUUCAGCAUGUAAAUGAACAAAUAAUCAAGGGUAAUAGACCACAAAAUGUACUUUGUUCAUUUAUUUUGACAGUUAUAGGUGUUUUGCAAUAUAGUCUACACCUUAAAGUAUUUAGUCUUGUGAGAUCUCUGUACAGAACUCUGUUCUGUUGCUGAGAAGUUAGUGCCAUUUUUUUCUGCAAAUUAUAUGUGGAGUAGCAAAGUUCUACUGUUGUGUAUCUGCAGUGAUCACGAGAUGAGUGUUUUUCUAAGCUUGCUGUUAUACUGGAACUGACCAUAGGCUUCAUAACAUUUCAGUUUGCUCACUUGACGUAAGCAGUACCACACACUUACAGUAUUCAUAUCCACUCAUGUCAUGUACAGAACACAGGCCUCUCAAAUCACUAGAAUAUCAUGUUUGUAUAAGGUACACAAGAGCCCUGUUAUGCAUUUUGCUCAUGUAGAAUAUGCAAAAAAAGAUGAGAUACAACUGGUAUGGGAUGGCCUGCUGUUGAAGUGAUUGAAUUUCCUUCAUGUAAAAUGUCGAUCUGAAAGCAGUUUUGUGUGUGUUUAAACAAACAUGUUUCUGAGGUGUACAUUGUCACUUGUAUGUGCUACGCUGGAUUAAGCUUUGUUGUGAUUGUGUCAAAACCUGUGACCACUGUCUUAGUAUCACAUUAAUUUAAUUGUAAUAAAUGUUCAUUUUUACAC